Peronospora matthiolae is the source of this 1086-nucleotide messenger RNA. The record is from the annotation of a GenBank genome assembly. Lineage: Eukaryota; Oomycota; Peronosporomycetes; Peronosporales; Peronosporaceae.
AUGAUCUUUGCCUCCGGACUCGUUCUCGCCGCAGUUGCAGUCACUGCCGCCAACGCUGGCAACCCCAGCAACCUUCGCACGACCGAUGAAGCGACCACCACUAACGGUGACAAGUCAUUGCUCCUUGACCAUUACCCCAGUGGCAGCGAAGACAUCGAUCCGGAUGAUCUGACGAUCGAUCUUACGGAGAUCCUUGGAGAGAGCACUGACGGCAGCCACAUCAAGCUCAACAUCCUGGACUUGAUUGGCUCUGGAAGUGACCAGGUUGACAUUGAUGACAUCAUCGAAGCAUUCCGUGACCCAUCCGGAGACGAUUAUCUUCCCUGGCUGGACGACCUUGAUGAGAAGGACGGUAGCCAGGAGCACCACCACCACCAUCACCACCACUACCACCACCACCACGAAAAGGAAGACAAUGCUGACAUGGCUGGCAGCGGCAAUGAUCUGAUGUGGAUUAACGACUGGAUCAGCACAAACGCUGGAAGCAGGGACACUUUUGCCACGAAGGGCCCUAUCGGGGGAGCUGCCGGGGACAUUGACUCGUUUGAAGACUCUAGCCCCGACGCCCUAAACUCUGGAAGCGCAGACCCGAACGCUGCUAAGGCCGCCACUAAGGGAUCCUAUCCGUACGGCAAGGGUCAGGGCUCUGGCGAUAACAACAUGGCGUGGCUCUUCGAGGACGAUGGUAGCGUCGACCCAAGUGCCACGAAGGGUGGAGCUGCAUUCGUGACUGGUGAUGACCCGGUUGCCACUAAGGGCGGCCUGAAUGGAGCGGGUGUGUACCACGAUGACCUGACCUCUGGGAGCACCGACCCGGUGGCAAGCAAGGCCUCGAAGGCCUCUAAGAAGGGCGCUGUCGGUCCAAUUCCUGUGUACCUGUUCAACGAUGGCUCGAACGCUGACAUUGACGAGAAGAUCGUGGAGGACGACAACCACUCGUUCAUGUUCGCGGGCGCCACCAAGGGCUCGUCUCCGGUGGUCGAGGACGACGACGACAACAGCAAGUCGGAUGCUGAUGUGUCGACCCAGGACGAGCCUGUGCAGACGAGCAGCGUGGACCCGGUGGCGACUAAGUCCACGAAGUAG